AUGUAUCGCCAGACGAUGUUGUUCAUCGCCUUCUUGCUCGCCCUGCAGUACGCAUCAGCAGUAACACUCAACGACUUCACCCCGCGUCUGAACGAUCUGACUGGCUCCUGCCAAACCAUCUACACCUCCGACAUUGAUGGCUGCGUCGGUCAAGAUUUCCAGAGUGGAGAGUGCUCUUCCUCUUGUGUCUCAGCCUUGCUCUCAAUGGGAUCAGCCGUCAGAAACUCCUGUCAGGGCCAACACAACGAUGGUAGUAAUAUCAUUGCUGCCUUCAUGAAUGGUCAGGGUGCACAAAACCUGUGUAGAAAUGCUGCCAGUGUGAUUAAGGCCAGCGCUGCCCAGCAAACCUCAGCAUCAUUCUCCAUCGGCUCCAGCACCAUGACUGUCAGCGAUACGACCCCCAGCACCACUGGUAUCAUAGUCGAUACGUCCAGCUUGAGCACUAGCGUCGUCACCGCGCUUAGUACCGCUACGAUCCAGCCACUUCCUCUGUCAAGCAGUGCUGGCGACUCCGACGACCCUGCAGAGAUCACCGGCGUCACAUCUACCAUCACCGGCACAUCACUCGCCUUCGCAACCAGCACACCAUCGUCGGUGCUCAUGGCCACCAAAACCGCACUCUCAUCAACUCAAUCUGCCAAGCACACCAACACCCAAGAUGGCAAUGGUGGUACUCCGUUCGACACAUCUGCAGCUCCCAGAAGCAGCGCUUCUUACCUGGCAUUGCUGAGCGGUGUCCUCGCUUUCAUGUUCCUAUGUUGA
Aureobasidium vineae is the source of this 762-nucleotide messenger RNA. NCBI's taxonomy places the organism in Eukaryota, Fungi, Ascomycota, Dothideomycetes, Dothideales, Saccotheciaceae. The record is from the annotation of a GenBank genome assembly.